AUGUUGGCUCAGAAUGUAGCGAGCAUCUACGAUCCCUUUUGGUCGGAUCAGCCCAGUGGUUUAGGAAGAGAACGUUUCAUGGGACAACGCAUAGAAGAGCAUCUCCUUGACGAAUGGAAAGGCACAACGGAUCGUGACGACAACCCAGGAUACAUGCCCCCGUCGUUACUUUCAAAGAUCUCCUUCAUCAGGAGUAGACUGGCAAUCUUCACGCGAAUGCAAUCACAAGAAAAUCAAACGCUGCAUUUCAAAAAUCUCGGUAGCUCCAAGAGAAACCUUCUAAAUGACCUCAUGACCGAAAUUGAACUCUCCGCUGCUGCUCAUUGCGUCGAACUUACUCCACUACCUCAAGAUUACUACAAACUGACAUUCUCAUCGGCCAAUAUACUGUGUAUCGUCGCCUCUCAUGGCACAGUCAAAAAAGACCUUCCAUCUCAUACGCACACCGUGUACGAACCAUUAAGGGCAAAAACAAAGGUGUGGUCUUCCGUCACGUCCCAGGCUUCAGAAUCCCCGCAGAUGUUUGCAGCCCGUCGAUGCCACAUUGAAGAACUCAAAACAAACGAAUCUGUGUGA
Messenger RNA from Cooperia oncophora, 576 nucleotides. The record is from the annotation of a GenBank genome assembly. Lineage: Eukaryota; Metazoa; Nematoda; Chromadorea; Rhabditida; Trichostrongylidae.